Oikopleura dioica is the source of this 345-nucleotide messenger RNA. NCBI's taxonomy places the organism in Eukaryota, Metazoa, Chordata, Appendicularia, Copelata, Oikopleuridae. The record is from the annotation of a GenBank genome assembly.
AUGAAAAUAUCCCCGCUGUUUUUGCCUUUUUCUCACUCAGAGCUUCUCGAUUCCACAGCGCAGCAGAAGAGCGUCAAUCCACUAGCAGAUUUUCAGAUAAGCUUGGUCAAGCUCAUCCAAAGAGCAAGGGAUGAUUUGGCCCCUUCCGAUGGGCAGCUUGCGAUGCGCUCGGUGUCGUCGAAUUCAGAUAAUCUUAGUGCGUCUCUGAUAGAGAGCAACCUGAAUCCCUACUUGUCAAUGCCACCAUCGCCUGCUUUCCGAGGACAAAUUGUUCAGUACGGAGCGUUUACUUUACUCUGGGAAAGGGUCAAUAUUAAUUCUCUUCUAUCAGUCUUGCCAAAAUAA